Guillardia theta CCMP2712 is the source of this 396-nucleotide messenger RNA. RefSeq lists its product as hypothetical. Lineage: Eukaryota; Cryptophyceae; Pyrenomonadales; Geminigeraceae. Bases 1 to 396 code for a protein of 131 amino acids. The transcript is spliced from 2 exons. The record is from RefSeq and is a predicted model, not a curated record.
AUGCUCGAGCCGAAAAUUGCGCGAAUCGUUCCGAGGCGAAAGCAUCAGCAGCUCGGCCUCGUAGCCAAGAAGAGCGAGAUCGCCGUGACGUCUGACAGGAUCCGUUCUCUGCUCCAUCUCAAACAGGCGGAUGCGGCGCACGAGCUGGGGAUAUCCCUGACGGCGCUCAAGGGAGCGUGCCGUUUGCUGGGUGUAGGGAAGUGGCCGUACUCGAGGACGAGAUACCCGCAAGAGACAAGAGGAAGAGAGGCAGCGAAGAGCGACGAAAAUGAAUCCUUGGGGGAAAGUGAAGAGGGUGAUGUGGAAUGGGGGGAGGUCAAGGGGGAGGGAGAAGAGGGGGGUGGAGGGUUUGGGGAAUUGUUCAUGGAGGCUUUACGGCAUGUCGAGAAUCGUUGA